Molecule: messenger RNA, 1380 nt
Organism: Lodderomyces beijingensis
Lineage: Eukaryota; Fungi; Ascomycota; Pichiomycetes; Serinales; Debaryomycetaceae
Source: the annotation of a GenBank genome assembly
AUGAGCGAUCCAUUAGCUGACUUUACCAAUCUCUCUCAAGAUGAGCAUGAAACAGAACAACCAACAACAUAUGAACAGGAUGACCAGCGACGGGCAGAAAUAGGACAACAAAUGGACGAUGAUGUCCAGAUACCUCAAGAACAGGAACAAUACGAGGCCACCGAGAAUGCCGAGUACCCAGAAUAUUUCAACCAAUACGAGCAGAAUGAUUAUCAAGUGGAGAAGAGUGAAGAUGGGGCGUACACAGGUGGUAAUCAUCAGGACCAAGAGGACGGCGAGGACAAUGAGGACCAGAUUGAUCCGCAGAUUAGCCAGCAGCAGCGCGAGCCAAGGGAAGAAGCCGUGGAUGAAGACGAAGUGAUUAGGUCAAUGAGGGCCCAGAGGCUCACGAGUGGAGAACCCAACUACGUUCAAGUCAAGAACAUUCGUAAAACGAGAACCGAUGUCCCUAGGCAGGCUCCUGCUAUGGCCACGUCUGACUCUUUUGAUGAACCCCAGGUUGAAGUCAACGAGGAGAACAUGGAUCCUCAAGCUAGGAGGAGAUACGAGUUGGAAGAGAAAAUGAAUGCUGCAAUCAAGAAGAAACCCACUUCGAGGAGAAAGAAAACCGAUGACAUCGACCUUGAUAAAAUGGAAGAUGGAGUGAUUCAAGAUAUGCGGGACCGCAUGUUUGACGCGGCCAACAUUGACGUUGAAAAGAACACGCAGGGGCAGGUUGCCACUGAAAAGAUGAAGAUGUUGGACGAAGCCAUGAGCUUAUUAUCAAGAGCCGACUUGGCGGAGUCGAUUGUUGAGAAUCAAAUGUUGAAAGCGAUAAGGACGUGGCUAGAGCCGCUUCCCGACGCAAGCAUGCCCGCGUACCAGAUCCAAAAGGAACUAAUACACGCAUUGGAGUCCUUGCCCGUGAACACCGAUGCAUUGAGACAGUCGAACUUGGGUAAAGUGCUCGUCUUCUAUCAAAGAUCGAGAAGAACCCCGCCGAAUUUAAAGAAGAUUGUCGAUCGGUUGAUUGGCGACUGGACGAGACCGAUAUUGAACCGAUCCGACUCGUACAAGGACAGAUCGAUUCAAUUUGGGAUGUACGACAAAACGGCGCACUCGAACAAGAUGUCUAAACCCACCAAGAAGAAAGAGACAAAGACGUUGUACGAGCAAAACGCCGAGAGAAGGAAAAGAGCUGCUAUUCCUACUGCUCGAACUGCUGCUUACAAGAUUGCUCCCAAGGUGGACAAGAGUUUGUUGAUGAGACAAGCUGGCAGAGCACCUGGUUAUGACGAGAGGUUUAGGAGCAUCAAUCUGAAGAUAACAGCCAUGACCAAUAAGAAGAAGGCUGCUAGUAAGGGAGGUGUCUCUAUCGAGGGCAGAGACAUGGGUGUGUAG